Anopheles coustani is the source of this 717-nucleotide messenger RNA. Its product is annotated as COMM domain-containing protein 4. Bases 92 to 703 code for a protein of 203 amino acids. The record is from RefSeq and is a predicted model, not a curated record. NCBI's taxonomy places the organism in Eukaryota, Metazoa, Arthropoda, Insecta, Diptera, Culicidae. The transcript is spliced from 3 exons.
UAGAUAACAACAAAGUAAAUUCCACCCAAAACACGGUUCUACAGUGAUAUUUUACAUUGUUCAAGAUUUCAGCUGUGACUCCUGCCUAGAAAUGAAAUUUAGAUUCUGCGGGGACGGCGAUUGUCCCGAUUGGGUGUUGGCCGAAAUACAUUCCAACCUUGCCCAGCUUACACCGGACCAACUGAACCAACUGGGAGAGCAUACAGCGAAAUCCAUCUUAGGAGCGGUCAUCCCGGAAGAUGAAAUUAGCAAAAUCUACGCCAUCACCAAGGGCUCCAUGGACGCACCAAAGGGAGGCAUGGCUUGUCUGCGGUUUCUCUUGACCAUUGCGUCACGGUACAACACGGAGAUUGCCGUAUUCGGAACGGAAUUACAACAGCUCGGUUUGCCAAAGGAACACACCGCGAUCAUGUGCCGGCUGCUCGGCGACCACGUGCAAAAAAUAAGAACUGUCCUGCGGGACAAUAGCUUGAGUAUAAAUCAGCUGGAAACAUUUCAAUGCAGCAUUCCAAAGAACACGAUCGACUGCAUUCAGCUUAAAAUUGGAAUACACAACGAGAUUGUCGACGGAGUACCACAAAAAACUAAUCACACUGUGAAUCUCAACCGGAAUGAUGCGCUGCUGUUGCUGAACGAGCUUAAAUCCGUUCGUGAUACGAUGGAGAAUUACAACUUUGAUAAAAAGUAUACAGAAGAAAAAUAAAGAACCAUAAAUGA